Toxorhynchites rutilus septentrionalis is the source of this 12989-nucleotide messenger RNA. It is a transcript of the gene Sobp, whose product is annotated as sine oculis-binding protein homolog B. The coding region runs from base 995 to 3376 and encodes 793 amino acids. Gene Ontology annotation, biological process: animal organ development. The record is from RefSeq and is a predicted model, not a curated record. Lineage: Eukaryota; Metazoa; Arthropoda; Insecta; Diptera; Culicidae. Gene Ontology annotation, cellular component: nucleus. The transcript is spliced from 6 exons.
CUCUCGCAUCGGACAGGAGUUUAGUGUGAGGCCCCCCCUCCUCGUGGUGUACAUUUAUGCUGUGGGAAAUUUAUUUUCAAUUGAGUGUUGGUGUCCCUUACGGUCGAGUCGAAUGCACUGUGUGUUCCCCUUUUGAUGGCGAAUGGACGACAGAGAUAAGACCGGCAGGGAAAAGCAAGGUGUACAUAAUUGCUGCUACAAAGCUGUAACACUAGCUUGUGGGGUAUUUUUUUGAAUGCACAUCAGGAGAAGUGAAAGAAGUGAAACAGACGAAAUCAGAAAUAAUAAUUAUAAGUAAGUUGGUAGUGGUCCAAAAUUUGAAGAGUUGGUGGAAUAAAAAGAUUGACUUUGCAACUGAGCGGGGUCUGAUUUGAGUGACGAGUCUUGGCUUGGAUUGACACACAAAAAAGAUCGAUUUGUUGCGCUCGAAGGAGAAUUGUAACAGAACACGCGACAACCGAGAACAAAUAAACAAUAAUCUCAGUUCGUGUCGACACGUAGCCGAAAGAUUUUGUCCAUUCGAUAUAAAUCUGUCGAACUGCCAAGCUCAUCCGUUCAGUGAUAAACGGCGGCGGUGAAGUGGAGAAAUGCAGUGACGAUGAAUUGAAUGUGUCGGAUCGUGUGCAACCGACUCAGGUUACAACCGGCACCCUUGCCCACAGUGUUCUGAACUCUCUGAAGGCAUUUUUCUCGCUCGAUUGGUUCGCGUGGGAUCCGAUCGUUGUGCUCCCCCGUGGUUGAAUGACGUCACGUAUCGUAGUGAUAACCGUUUUUAGGACCAUAUGGGUAUGAGUGCGAGUGAAAACGAGUUGCGAAAGUUUCACCCCGCUCACACUGCUGGGUAUGUGAAAAGGAUCGAGUUUCACCGUUCCGAUCGGACCGUGCUUCGCGAGUAAGAAUUUUAAUUAGAACCCAGAGGACGUUUGUCGAAUCGAAACGGGCGUUCGGCCGUGGUCAAACUCGGAGGAGGAACACAUAAACACUGCGUACCCGUAUGGAUCUAGUCAUGGCAGCGUCAGCCAAGAGCUCCUCACCUCAUCGGAUCAAGGUCAAGAAGGAAGUCUGCACUGAGUCAGAUAAUAUUAAGGACUUUGCAGAAACGGCCAUGAACGAUAUCCUCGGCUGGUACGGCUACGGGGACAGUGUGGAUCGUAUCGAUAUCGGCUCGUCGUCAUCCUCGUGCAUUGGAACCGCCGCUGCCACCUCCGCCAUCGGUCCCCCGGCGAACGAAUCGGUGUGUCAGAGCGCCGGCAACAACAGGGAUAAUAGCAGUCCAAACGCUGGCAAAUCCACGGUGAAAUUGAAGCACAACAAGGCACAACAACAGCACAAGCCGAGGCAAUUCAAUAUGCUGCAGCAUAAUUCCUGCGAGCUAAGUGAUACUAUUGCAUCGACAGCAUCAGGUGUAAUGUCGCCAUCGUUAGGGAAGACUGUCAGCAGUGGCAGCAGUAGCAAUGCUAACGGUGGCAGCGGCGCCGGUGGUGUGGGAAGUAAAAACGCCGCUUCCAAUGACAACGAAACCAACAGGAGCAGCAACGCUCGAAAUUGUGUUAAUCUACAUCAUCACGGCGAGAGCUCCACAUCGGAAAAAGACAGCUCACGGGAAAGCUCCAAAAGUCCAACGCUGGUUAAGAUGCUCGAUAAACAAGAAACCAUCUGCCAGUGGUGUCGUCGUGGCGUUCCGCCCAAUCAGACGGGAAUUCUGGGCACAACGGAGGGAACCAUUUUCUGCUCGGAAUCAUGUUUCUCCCAGAGCCGACGGGCGUCGUUCAAACGGGCGAAAACAUGCGAUUGGUGUCGCCACGUGCGCCAUGCCGUCAGCUACGUGGACUUCCAGGACGGUGUCACCCAGCUGCAGUUCUGCUCGGAUAAAUGCCUCAACCAGUACAAAAUGCAGAUAUUCUGCAACGAAACCAAAGCGCAUCUGGACAUGAAUCCGCACUUGAAGGAGAAGGCUGCUUCGACAGGAAGUCUUAUAACCCCAGAAUUAUGGCUCAAGAACUGUAGAAGCCGGUCGGUUUCUCCCAGCUCUGACCGGUCGGACUCGAUUUCUCCCGCUCCAUCGCUACCGUUGCGUCGUUCACCAGGACCUUUAUCAAUGCAACAAGCUCCCGCUACAAAAAAGCCACUGAUUUCGGUGGCUCCAGCCUCGAAAUUGCUUUCGAAGAGUUUGCAAUCGUCCGCGAUUAGAUCUAUCGCCAAAUCGACACGGAAACGUCGAUCUGGACUGCGACAAUUACAGCAGUCGGUCAUCCAAUCUAGAAGAUGUUCUAACAGUAAAGUGGAUUUUACCCCGUCGAAUAACAACAAUAAUUCUAACGUACUCAAUAACAAUCUAGCGACAAACAGCAGUCACCCAGCAAUGUCGAAACCUGCCACUGUGACCAGCAGUGUUCAAGAUCUACGCACAGGAAUUUCAAUUCAGAAUAUGACUCCACCGAAAUUUGAGAAUAGGGAUUCUCCGACAACUCCCAGGACGCCACUCAAUAUACCAUCACCCUUCCUCCAACUGCCAUUCAACGCUGGAAUGAGGCCUCCGUUCCUACCCACUUUUAAUCCCGCCUUCCGUUUCGGCGCACCAUCAACUCAAGCAUCUAUGCCACCACCUCCCCCACUCAACAACCCCCUGCCCAAUAUCGAUAGCCAGAACCGUCAACAUCCACCACUGCUCGGAUUCCCGGCUCCUCCUGUUACGGUUCUAGUUCCAUACCCGAUAAUUAUCCCCCUCCCGCUCCCUAUUCCCAUUCCAAUCCCGCUCAUCGAUUUCCUCAAAGCAUCCAAUCUCAAAUCAGAUGCAGAACCACCCAAAACUGAACCAGCCACUCGACAAUCGCCUGCUCCAUCGGUUGACCAUCUCACCGCUUCUCCUAACAUACAGCAGGAGCAUACAGAAGUGCCAGAACAAGAACCAUUGGAUGAGCUGGACGAAGAAUCUCCCCUUGAUUUCACGGUCACUAGUCAUGAUUUGCGCAUUCAGCGUGAUGAGCGAGAUUCCAGCAGCGCUCGAAAUAACGAUCGAGUAACCUCCGCCACUGGCAGUAGCUACUCAUUAGAACCUGUGCCGCAGUGCGGCACCAACGAGACCAGUUUCGGCGAGGAAGGUGCGAGUCCUGAGCACAAGCUGCCCAAAUUUAGAAUAACGCGGCUGAACAUGCGCCGGGUGGAGGUGUUAGGUGAUGAAGGCGAUGAGGGAUGUUCAGCCAAAGCGGGGAGAAAUCUGGAACAACGGUCCGCGCUGCAGCCGGCGGAUGAAGAUAAAAGUAGAGAAAUGGUCGAGCGGAGUAGGCCGCUGAGGAAGCGCAAGCGCUUGGUUGUGCAACAGGAAGAACCCCAGAAUGCAGAGAACGUAGUGGAAUCGGCAAGUGCUAAUGGUUAGUUCGAAGGAUGUAAUUGUUAUUUUAAAAGCUAAAAGCGAAUUGUAUAGGAUUUGAAAAUACGGUAGAGGCGUAGGCUGUAAAACUAUACUAUAUUAAUGUUGACUGUAUAGGGUUGCUCGGACAAUCAACUUGGAAAAAAACUUUAUGUAAUUCUCUCCGCAUAGCAAUGCAAUGUUUUGAACUUAGACAACGUAAAAUGUGUACUGUUACAGACUAAUGAUUUUUUGGUUGAAACUCUUAGAACUUCUCUAUGUAUCUUACAUACAUACGGGGGAUGAACAUAGAUAUCGAACCAACCUGAAUGUUGUCGGAGUUGAAAUAGAAUCCUGUUAAUACGGAUUUGAGGUUCUUGUCUAGAGUUUCCGAGCAGAAUUCGUCUUUAAUUUUAUUUCUUGUUUGGAAGCAACAAGAAUGAAUGUACGCUUUAUUAUGAACAAUGGUUACAAAUAAUUCGUCUCGUAACGCUCGAAUAACGUAACAGUGAAAGAUUUUAUCUUUUUACAUUAUCUACGAAUCUAGCAAUUUUAUAUGUCUUAGCAGAUUUGGGUGGCUGACUAUCGAACGGAACAAUGAAUAAUCGAUGUAAUUUCUCGAGAAUAUGGCGGUCCGGAAAGGAGAAGUUUCCUAGUAGGUUUCAAUAGGUUUGACAACGUGAGGCCGAGCGCUGUCAUGCUGUAGAAUCACGUUUUCGUGCCUCUGCUACAUUUAUCACCAAGUCCGCAGCUAAAACUUCCCAACGUAUUUGGUCGAACUGGUGACGUAAACGUAUUACCGAGCAUGGGGACUUUCUUUUUUUUUUUGGACUGCUGAAACGAAUUCUUUUCUCUAUCAUUACGAUGCGGUGGAAAAACCUCAUCCAUUUGCCGCUGGAUUGGUUACAAACAUCCAAACAAAAAUUUCGUGUAUUCGGAACGGAUCUUUAUCGAGUAAUUCCAAUUCAGGAUUCGUGGAGGAUGUCCAAAAUAAUGAUCGAAUAGGAAAUUGUAAGGUAAACGUGUGUUUGGAAGGACUCAAGCUUUCUGAAAUCGAUUUUAAAGUAAAUGAUUUUGGUUUAUACUAGUCAAAAAUACGAUCAUGGUUUGUUCACUGUUCUGAAUGCUCUAAUUCAGCACACCUUUGUCAAAUCAGGUAUUAAAAUGAUUCAAAACAUAUAAAUAAAACAAUAUUUUCCAUGAUUUACAGUAGUUUUAUAGUAUAUUAGCUGACCCGGCAAACUUCGUCUCGUCCAAAAUUUGUUUUUCGUUAUUAACGUUAUUAUUGACUUUACCUUUUACUAAAAAAAAUCCUAGUACUUCUACCAAAACUCAUCACUAUAAUAUCAUAUCAUUUUCAGGCACAAUUCUCGUUCACGAUUUUUCAACCACUUGCACAUAACAUGUUUCUCCGUUACAUGGAAUAAAUGUUUGAUACAGAAAAUAUGAUAGAAUAAAGCAGACCCCUUCCCUCUUCACCCCUUAGAGAGGGGGGAGGAGUGUACAUUCACUAGAGACACGUUUCGUGCCGCCUAAAAUCUCCACAUGCCAAUUUGGCUCCAUUUUCUUGAUUAGUUUUCGAGUUAUGCAGAAAUUUGUUUUUCAUUUGUAUGGCAGCCCCCCGUGAGAGAAGGGGGAGGAGUAUCUAACCACCAUAGAAACAUUUAUUGCACCCUAAAACCUCCAUAUGGCUUGAUUAAUUCUCGAGUAAUGUAGAAAUGUGUGUUUCAUUUGUAUGGCAGCCCCCCCCCCCCCUAAGAGAAGGGGGAGAAGUAUCUAACCACGGUAAAAAUAUUUAUUGCAUCCUAAAACCUUCACAUGCCAAAUUUGGUUUCGUUUGCUUGAUUAAUUCUCGAGUAAUGUAGAAAUUUGUGUUUCAUUUGAAUGGUAGCCCCUCCUUAGAGAGGGGGGAGGUGUCCGAAAAACCCUUACAUACCAAUGUUCAUGUCGAUCGGUUCAGUAGUUUCCGAGUCCCUUAGAAUCAGACAGACAGACAGAGAGAAAACCAGAGAAUGAUGAAUGGAUCAAUAUGAUGGCAGUAAACUGAAGCAAUGAUAAAUACAACAUUUACUUGAAAAUUCGAUUUUUUUUCAUUCAAAAAUAGUGAUUUUUUAAACCGGACAAACCAAUUUUUCUCUUUGAGGAAAAUAGUUAAAAACAUACAAAUUUGAAUAAUUUCAACACCUUAUGAUAGUAUUAGCAACUAGAGACUUGGGGCUUUUCAGCAAACCUAAACUCGUAUGGGGCUGUUCACAUACCACGUGGACAACUUUAGGGGGGGAGGGGGGCUGGCUAAGGGUUACGGAAAUGUCCACGUUUAGGGGGUUUAGAUAAUGUCCACGUGGAAUGGGUAAAUAUGUUUUAUAUAAAACAUUCAUGUUUACAGUCAAAAUUGAAUGAGAUCUCUUCUGUAUUUACAAGAUUUUUGAAACUAUACGCCCACCCUGAGAAUUCUGUAUUCAUCAAUAAAAAUACUAAGUUGCCUGAGAGUGCUGCCUGGUCGAACAUCCAUAUUUUUUCAUAAAACUGAACUACUUCCCUGAAAUGUAUAUUUUGAAAAAAAAACGCACAUGAACUUGUAUCGAAUAAUUUAUUCCAAUCGGUAAUAGAGGCCCAUGAAUUCCGUCAGAACAAAGACUACCAAAGACACGAAAAAUGUUGGAAUCUUUGUAGUAUUGAAAAUUACGACUUAAGUGCGGGUUUCUAUUCAGCUUCCGCUCUUGAUGACAACACUGCUUCGUUUCACUUUUUCGAAAUCUCUACAGGUUUUCCGAAAAUUGAAACGAACAAAAAAAAAUCUUCCAUAUUUACAGUGGCGUAGUGUAGAUUGAAAGAACAUAUCUGAUGUUUGGAAAAAUGCAACAGUACUCCUGGUUGCAUCGCACAAUUAUCGAAUAUUUGAAAUUGUCCCACACGUCAAUAUUGAAAAUAGUAUGGUCAACAAUUUUUGUUUAGAUGGGAAAUUAGACUGCUGAUUUGGGUAACGACCUCCUUCAUCAACUGUCGUUUUUGCGUCUUCUUCAAGAUACACUUGUCGAGAACCCACUAUCUCUCUAUGGAGCUCUGAGGUUUUGUGAUGAUUGUAAUCUUCGAUCACCACAAUCACGUUCUUUACGGCAUACAAUUCGAUCGCCUUCAAUUCACGAUUCAGCCGAAAAUACCAUUCAACGAUUACCGGAAAAUUCGUCAUCAGAUAAACAAGCUAGGCGGAAGAACUAGACUAAAAAUGACUAAAAAAAAUAAGGCGUGAAUGCUGGAGUACUUCGUCCAAAGAAGUAGCCGAAAUUUUUGAAGCAAUUCAAGCUCGGCGCAUGUUAUUAACAGAAGUUUCAGAAAGUGAGUUUUUGUUAGUUUUUGUAAGUUUCAGAAAGUGAGUUUUUGUUAGAGAUACCAAUAUUCCGUAGGUAUUUGAAUGCCCCUGAAAUCACGUGGACGAUAUCAAUCAUUGGACUAGUGAAAAUCAUAAUGAAAUCUUCCAAGAAACGCUACCUACAGUGUAAAAACCACACAAACUUGAUAACAAGAAUUGAUUGAAGGGAUGACAACCAAGACAUCCGUCUCAGGUGUCACCCGGUCCGUAUCUCUAUCUAUUUCUUGCAAUGAUGUUUUUUUAUAUCUGGCAAUUUUUUUUUUUAUAGUUCAAUUAGGUUGUAUGAAAUGUUCAUGUUGCUACAGAUGACAAUCAAAUCGAGACACUUAUAAAGAUUGAUCCUCGGUACACGACAUAUGUAUUAGUAGAUUUGCUACAGUUCUCUAAAAUGAAGCAUGGGUAAGAAAAGCGCUUCAAUGUAUGGACUACCUAUCAACCCACAUUCCGGAUCCCGAUCGGAUUUAACAUAUCCCAACUCGAACGAGAUCAACUUUUGCAUUCUGCAAUCCAAGGUUGCAACAUUCGUACAACCCGAUGGGAUUUGACUCAAUCAGAUUAAAGAAUGUGACAUUGUGCUAAUUUCAAAUCUAAUCGGAUUCCGGAACGCAUCUCAAUGUGCAAUUCGUUUCAUAAACGCAACGAAAAUACAUAUUUGUAGCGAAUUGUGAAGGGCAAAUCAAUCACAAUUAUGUUGAGUUAAAGAAAUCUUGGACAUUUGAAUUGAACCCCAAAACAGGUUUUCGCCUGAAGGAAGUCGUGGUCUGGGUCUGGUGGGCCUGGAAGCAAAUCUUGAGCUUGUUAUGUUAUGUUAUGAGCUUUUAACAAACCAAUAAUCUCGAUUAAUUCCAACUAGGAUUGGGCGCUCUUGGAUCUAUGUUCAGAAGAUCGAAUUUUGUCUCUCUGAUUCCCGAUUUUUUGGGUUAAUUAUUUGUACUCCAAAAAUCAUGGAAAUCGAUCUUUUUUUUCGAUAUUUCCGAUCUUUUUAAGUGCAGAUUUUUUUUUGUAAAUUUGUUUUUCAUUGGACAUUGAUUUUAUUCUCAUCCAAAACCACCUAACAAAUUUCAUAAAUAUUUCAAAUUUCAAGGUCGUAAACUUAGGAUAUGGCUGUUUUGUAAAUUUGGUCAUUACAAAACAAGUGAUCACAAAUCAUAUUAGGCUGUCAAAAAAGUCCUGCGGUAUUUCCGCGAGGUGUCGUUGUAAGCGCGUAUUUCUAGUUGUAUUCAUUGUAUCGAGUCAUACUAUAGCUUGUUGGAAAGGUAUUUUUGCGCGCUAUAAUAUAGUCCUUGACAGUGUUUUGUUUGGUUAAGUCGUUCGUGAGUUAUAGUGUCGCAAAUAUGGAGCAAAAUAAAGAGAAAAUCCGACAUAUUUUACAGUACUACAAUGACAAAGGAAAAAAUGCAUCUCAAGCUGCCAAUAAAAUUUGUGCAGUUUAUGGACCCGAUACAGUUUCCAUUUCCACCGCACAACGAUGGUUUCAACGUUUUCGUUCUGGUGUAGAGGUCGUCGAAGAUGCGCCACGCUCCGGAAGGCCUGUCGUCGAAAAUUGCGACAAAAUCGCUGAAUUAGCCGAGAAAGACCAGCAUAGUAGCAGCCGUAGCAUCGGCCAAGAGCUGGGGAUAAGUCAUCAAACCGUUAAUAACCAUUUGAAGAAGCUUGGAUUCACAAAGAAGCUCGAUGUAUGGGUGCCACACACGUUGACGCAAAAAAACAUCUUUGACCGUAUCGACGCAUGUGAAUCGCUGCUGAAUCGCAACAAAAUCGACCCGUUUCUGAAGCGGAUGGUGACUGGCGAUGAAAAGUGGGUCACUUACGACAACGUGAAGCGCAAACGGUCGUGGUCGAAGCUCUCAUUAACGGCCAGGAAGGUUCUGCUGUGUGUUUGGUGGGAUUGUCAAGGAAUAAUCUAUUAUGAGCUGCUUCCCUAUGGCCAAACGCUUAAUUCGGACCUGUACUGCCAAUAACUGGACCGCUUGAAGGUAGCACUCAUGAAGAAGAGGCCAUCUUUGAUAAACAGAGGCCGCAUUGUCUUCCAUCAGGACAACGCCAGGCCACACACUUCUUUGGUGACGCGCCAGAAGCUCCGGGAGCUCGGAUGGGAGGUUCUUUUGCAUCCGCCGUAUAGUCCGGACCUUGCACCAAGUGACUACCACCUGUUUUUGUCCAUGGCGAACGAGCUAGGUAGUCAGAAGUUAGCCACAAAAGAGGCCUGUGAAAAUUUGCUAUCCGAGCUUCUAUAACAGGGGUAUUAUGAAGUUGGCAUCUCGUUGGGAACAAGUCAUCGAACAAAACGGCGAAUAUUUGACUUAAAACAGAUGAUUGUAACUAAUUUUAUGAACAAAUGAAAAUUCAAAAAAAAUACCGCAGGACUUUUUUGACAGCCUAAUAUUAACACCAUCACACUAACACAUUGCUGACCGCUCACGAGUUUUCUCGUGUUUUGCGUUCCGUCUGUUACGGAUGGAUCACGAAAUAAUCCGUGUUUUCUACACUUGAAGGUUAAAUCCUUGGUUUGCCAAGAAUCUAACAAGGCCUACCGAUGUGGCUCGCCUUCGUCUCAUCCACAUCGAAGGAAACGAUCUCAUUCGUGGAAUCUGAACAAAUGAAGCGUUCAAGUUUGCCUCAAAACGCGCGGUCCUAACUGUGCUAACUAGGCUGGCAGUAAAAAUUGUGAAGAAAUUGGAUGACAUCGGGUCUAGCUGAAGCGUUCUUUUCUAGACCUGAGACUAAUACAGUAAACAUUUAUUAACUAUGCGAAAAGGGAAGACCAGUUAUCGACAUUCGCGUUUUAACUGGUCCGGCAUGUUAAACGUCAAAUAAAAUCGAGGGGAAGUUCAAUAAAUUGUUUGAUUCGCGUUGAUCAUGAAAUUGGAUGAACGAAAGGAUACCAAUGGAAGUUUCGCACUGAGUGCGACAACUGGUAUGAAAUAUAAUUUGAAGAAGUUAUUUUUCUGUAAUUUAAUCAAUGUUUUGUCAUGCGAAAAUAAUCUCAAUUUUCAUAACAUUUCAGAUUACAUCGAAUUCCCCCCACAGCAAUCCUUCCAUUUGAAUAUGGCGUCGAUUGUUUACGAAAUUCUGCUUUUUAGCUGGUCUAAGGGCCAGUGAAUCCAUAUAUAAUAUGGAUUAUAUGAAUAAAACAUAGAAUAGAAGAUAGAAUCAAACUUGAAAUAAAAUUCAAGCGAAAUACUAGAAUUUUCUUGAUUUUUUUUUCCAAAAACUGUAGUGUAGACGUGGACAACAGGAGGAGGGGUAUAAGAAAUGUCCACGAUUGUCCACGGAGGGGGAGGGGGGUGUCUAAAAUUAUGUUUUUUUCUGUCCACGUGGUGAACAGCCCCUUAUCGUAUUUCUCGAACGAUCCAUACGGUGAAAUUCUCCAGGGGCUCCUGUUCUGUACGUGAACAGGAGAUUUUUGGGCGGUUUCCGAGUCAUUAAAUAUCAUUCGCAAUAGUGCCGGGAACAAUCCAUGGAUUUAAAAUAUGGGUGGGUUAUAUCUAUGGUAUAAUCGCAAGGUUGACGCGGGACUACCUUAUCGUACCAAUCAUUGGUUAGUAUUGAUUAAAGUUUUGAUUGAAUGAAACAAUUCUUGAAUUCAAUUGAAUUCAAUAUAUUCGCUUUAUGAGUAAAAAGAUUGUAUAAUUCCGUAUAAGGUAAAUUCAUGCAUUGUGAUAGAUUAUGUUCUCCAUUACAAGUAAAUUUUAUGACAGUCUUUUUACGUUUGGUAUGAUACAUAGUGUGCACCCGUGGCCGAGUGGUUAGCGUCUCACAUUAUCAUGCCGGGUGUUCGGGUUCGAUUCCCGUUCUGGCCGGGGGAUUUUUCGUCAAAGAAAUUUCCUUCGACUUGCACUGUGGUCACGCGUAUUCAACAGCUUGCCCCUCGGAAUACAUUCAAGGCGUGUUGUUUGGCUUAAGAAAUUUCAACUAAGUAUUAAUAAAUGACGCUAGUUAAUGCAUACGUUGAGACGGCAAAAGUUCCACAGGGAACGUUAAAUGCCAUUCAAGAAGAUGAUACAUAGGAAAAAAUAUGUGAACGAAAGAAUUAUCAAACGAUUAUUUCAUUUGACGUUUCCUUCUGAAGUUUGCAUCUCUCAAGUGUACGUACUUCUCGGAAGACCGUGAUAAGGAAACAUAUUCUAGUUUGCACAAAGGCAAGCGAGUACAAAAGUACUCGCAGUUUGCAUUUAUUUGCUGAGACUAUUUUCCCACGCUCCAUAGAUUUGAAGUCUGUGUUAGGGAAACACAUUUCAGUCGGAACAAAAAAGCCCCCGACUUACAUGUAUUUGGAAUGUCAAUUUCCUCACGCUCCAUGUAUUUGAAAUCUGUGUUAGGGAAACACAUUUCAGUCAGAACAAAAAUACCCCCGACUUUCAUGUAUUUGCAAUGCCGAUCUCUCCAACGCUGCUUGGUUUUGAAGUCUGUGUUAGGGAACAUAUUUCGGUGAGAGCAAAAGUUCCCAUACUUUCAUGUAUUUGCAAUGCCGAUUUCCCCAAGGCUGCUUGGUUUUGAUGGCUGUGUUAGGGAAACCGUAGAUCGGGCCAAUCAAAACGAGGUUGCUAGGGCGUUUAGAUAACGCUUAACAUUUUACAGUUAUUCAAUUGUUUAUCCAAUGAAAAAUAACAUUUUAUUAAAUGCGAUAGAAGCGUAGAAACAUUCCCUAUCAAUUGAUGCAAACAUCUUUCCGAUCCAGUAAGAAAUGUUCGAGUUAUAAGCAUUCGGAAUCUUUCAUUUUUUCCUGCAUGCUCUGUGUUUAGGUUUUAUUUUACCCCCCAUAUACUCCAGUUAGACGUAGUCCCACGUCAAAAUUAUAUGAUGUAUGAAACACAGGAGUUCCUUCUGCCCAUAUUCAUAUAGAAUGAGCAACUAAGAGAGCACAGAUUGCUUGUGCCAAUUGAUCAAUCAAUUGUUCAAUUAUUCGAUGAUAACUUUUAAACAAAAAAUAUGAUAUUGUUCAUUGUAUUGGACUAUUAGAGAAUGCCAAAAUGAUUGAUGUAAAUAUUUCGAAAAUUUUUCAGCAAAUGACUGAGCGAUAAGCGAUUGAAAUUGGAAAUUUUCGCGAUGUGGUAGAUUUUUCGUUUUUCACUUUGUACUCAAAAUGUGUUCCCGAUAGACAUAGUCCUACGUCCAUCAGUUUUUAAUCAAUAAAACAGGAAGUGGGUUAUAUCUAUGGUAUAACCGCAAGGGUGACGUAGGACUAUCGUUGAUUUAGAGAUCAUUUGUUUGAAGUUGAAUCUAAAUCCAUCCUGAAUGAAUGAAUAAAUAAAUAUUUGGGUGACUUCAAAAACGAGAGUGUUACUUUGAAGACUCAAGGUUUUAUGCAUCCAAUAUUGGAUACAAAAAACCUUGUUCUGAAGAAUAAUCUUCAGAAGCUUUCCUGUUAACUGCACUUGAUUGACAAAUCACAGAACCAAAUGUAUGUGGUCGCAGUAUUAUACGGAUAGAAAACAUUAAAAUAAACUCGCUUGAAUGUAAUUUUCAAUUCCAAGGGGAACUGGCAGAUUAUUUUUCAGCAACGAUCAUUUCUUUCCAAGUUUCCUCUCGAUAACCAGCAAACGAAAAGAGUUGCGCGCGUGUAUGUGUGUGUGUGUGUGGCGGCUGCUUCUAUGUCUUCCCGAGGAACCGUAUUUCGAUGCUGAUACUCUCUUGGUCACCUUCUCUUCUCCUUCUGAUCGAUCGGCUUUUCUGCGCUUCCUCACAGUUAAAACAAACUGAUUGCAUUUCAGGUCAGGUCAAGCCAGGUAAUGAAUACCUCGAUCCCUCGCCGUUCAGCUCGUUCAGUAACGAUGUUGUCUUGUCGAUGUCCUCAGGCGUCGUGCACAAAUUACGUAAUCCGGAUUUUGAACCUCCCCCCCCCCCCUUUCGUAACGCAAUUUCCUAUCUCUAAUAAACAGAAAGUAACGCAACAUCUAACCCCUCCCCCCUUAUCGCGUUACGUAAUUUGUGCACGACGCCUCACGAAAAAUGAAUGGGUUUCACCACCAGAAUAUUAUUUCAGUAUGCUUUUCGUGCGUGAUUGAAUCGAGAGAAGGUGUGGUUUACGAUGGCAAUUUGGAAGGCAAACUAGAGGAGAAUGAACUCUCUGAGUAUGAAAAUUUCGGCGACUGAGCAAUAAUCGAUUGAAAAUUAUAUAAUUUUGGCGAUACGAAACAUUUUCCGUUUUUCAUGUUAUGCAUCCAUUAUUGGAUACGAAAAUAUCCUACCGAUGGGAAAGAAUAAUCUUCAGAAGCUUUCCAGCUAAUUACUUUGGAAGCGCAAGUCGGUUUUGAAGUCCUGAGCAAU